AUGACGAAGCAUCGAAGUUCAGAGCUCCACCGGACGCAUCAGAGCUCGGGCUGGCGGAUCAGAGCAGAGGCUUGCCGAUCCGAGCUCGGGCUAUCCGAUUCCCGAUCAGAUCUCAACAUGUCGAAGCAUCGAAGUUCAGAGCUCCAGCGGACGCAUCAGAGCUCCAAUGAACGCAUGAGAACACGGGCAGGUGGAUCAGAGCAGAGGCUUGCCGAUCCGAGCUCGGGCUGGCGGAUCAGCGCAGAGGCUUGCCGAUCCGAGCUCGGGCUACCCGAUGCCCGAUCAGAUCUCGACAUGUGGAAGCAUCGAAGUUCAGAGCUCCACCGGACGCAUCAGAGCCCGACCGGACGCAUGAGAACUCGGGCUGGCGGAUCAGAGCAGAGGCUUGCCGAUCCGAGCUCGGGCUAUCCGAUGCCCGAUCAGAUCUCGACAUGA
Molecule: messenger RNA, 435 nt
Organism: Monosiga brevicollis MX1
Lineage: Eukaryota; Choanoflagellata; Craspedida; Salpingoecidae
Exons: 1
Coding region: 1-435 (144 amino acids)
Source: RefSeq, a predicted model, not a curated record